Molecule: messenger RNA, 1592 nt
Organism: Drosophila suzukii
Lineage: Eukaryota; Metazoa; Arthropoda; Insecta; Diptera; Drosophilidae
Gene: Hat1
Product: histone acetyltransferase 1
Biological process (GO): subtelomeric heterochromatin formation
Cellular component (GO): nucleus
Molecular function (GO): histone binding; histone H4 acetyltransferase activity
Source: RefSeq, a predicted model, not a curated record
GUGGCUAGCUUGCGUUGUCCAACACUGGUGGGAAGCCAAAAUUCUUUGUUUAGCCGCGAAAAUUGCGCUAAAACACCCACAAAAACCAACUAGUUUUUGUAUAAAACGUGCCUUGGGUUUGAUUUUUAAAGCAAUAAGUUUGCUGGAUUUUACGUAUCUGCCAAAAGCAAGUCAAGCAGAAAAGAUAUCAUUGCCCUCCAUCUGCGAAAACAAUUUGAUUGGCGGCAUUGGAAAAACCACAAAAUGGCACAAAUUGAGGAGUACCAGGACUUGGUGGUCGAUGCCCUAGAGGUUGUGGACUUUAAGCUGAUUAGGGACAAGGGGGACAUCAACAACGACGCCCUGACUUUCCACCCCGCCAUGGCCCACCAGAUAUUCGGCGAGUCGGAGACCAUCUUCGGCUACAAGGACUUGCGCGUGCGAGUGAUGUACACGGCAGGACCCUUGCACAUUUACCUGGGCAUCGAGUACGGCCAGCGGGUAAACGAGAUCUCCGGCGGAGAGAUCAAGGCCGACGACGUGGUCAGCACCAUUGCCCAGAGUCUGCCAGACGGCUGCUACUUCAUCAACCUUGACGAGUUCCUCAAAACCCUGGACAAGGCGGACAAGUUCCAGCCGUUCGGCGAGAAGAUCAGCGAAUACACCCGGGUUGCGGACGACGGAAGCGAAAGGCUCUUCGAGAUUUUCCAGUGCGACUACAAGAGCUCGUCCUUCCUCAAAUUUUUUGCCCGGCUACAGACAUUCGUCUUGUGGUUCGUGGACGCCGCCUCCUACAUCGACACUGAUGACCCACAGUGGUGCUACUUCCUGUGCUAUGAAAAGUACAAGAACAACGAUGGCCAAUGGCAGUACGCCACUGCUGGCUACACCACCGUAUACGAGUACUACGCCUAUCCGCAGAACAAGAGGCCCAGAAUAAGCCAGAUGCUGAUAUUGCCGCCAUUCCUGAAACUCGGUUUGGCCACCCAGAUGGUGGAGACCAUUUACAAGUUUUAUCAGACACAGAAGAACGUGGUGGACAUCACCGUGGAGGAUCCAUCCGAGGAGUUCCAACGUUUGCGCAACUUUGUGGACGCCCGAUCCUGCAAGGAACUGAAGUCGUUUGCCCGUGCCGAAAUCAUGAAGGGUUUCAACAAGGAAAUGGUGCGGGAAGCUCGUGAAGCCCUGAAACUCAAUCCCCGCCAGGUGCGGAAGGUGUACGAGCUGCUGCGUUUGUUCUACACCAAUGUGAAAGAUGAAAAGGAGUACCGGUCUUAUAGGCUGGAAGUGAAGAAACGACUCAACGCCGUCUAUUAUAAGCAGUUGAAGGAUCUGAAGAAAAUGGAGCGCUUCAAGAUGGACACUGAGAUGCUGCGGGCUCGCCUGCCAACGAUUAAGCAACGCAUGGAGCAGCUUCAGGAGGAGUACAGUGUGGUCGAGCAAGACUACCAGACCACCAUUGCCAAAUUGAAAGCCCAGUAGGGUCUGCGGAUCCAAGGGGUGUUGAGUAAUUUAUUUCGUUUUUCCGUUUUCAAAUAUGUUGAUUACAAAAUACAUUAUGUUGCUAUAUGCCUAUAGUAAGGUUCUUUUGAAUAAAUAUUAAAAAUUACAUA